Messenger RNA from Selaginella moellendorffii, 1491 nucleotides. RefSeq names its product peroxidase 29. Gene Ontology annotation, molecular function: peroxidase activity; heme binding. The record is from RefSeq and is a predicted model, not a curated record. The coding region runs from base 300 to 1265 and encodes 321 amino acids. The transcript has 4 exons. Gene Ontology annotation, biological process: response to oxidative stress; hydrogen peroxide catabolic process. Lineage: Eukaryota; Viridiplantae; Streptophyta; Lycopodiopsida; Selaginellales; Selaginellaceae.
UCUUUCUCCAUUUUUCAUUCAUGCACAAUGGUCGGAAGGGGUCAACCGAUUUCUCUCCUCCCAACAAGAACAUUGAAGCAUAUGGAGUGUGAAAUCCAUUGCUCUCUGAGAAAUGCUGCGUUGCAUCAGUGCAGGCAGGAGUAGUUUAGGCAGGGUAGCUCUAGCCAUUAGAAUGCUGCUUGGAUUCUGGAUUGUAUUUAGGCAGGAAGGAAGAGCUAGAGUCGUGAGCGAGUGAGCGAGCAGAGCAGCGCCUUCGCUUUUCCGGAUAGAUUUUCUUCCGUGGAGUUGCAAGAUCUGAGAUGGAUCUCUGGUUGUCUGCAUUCUGGUUUUGGCUUACUUUGAGUGGCUUGCUGUCGGGAACAAUGUCACAGCUGAGAGCCGGCUUCUACGAUCUCACUUGCCCUCGAGUGGAGAGCAUUGUUCGAACGACAAUGACUCCGAACUUGAUGGCGGAUCCCACUGCAGCGGCGGCACUCGUUCGAGCAGCAUUCCACGACUGCCAAGUUGGAGGCUGUGACGCAUCGAUUCUUCUAACUUCGGCUGGAGCAAUCACCAGCGAGCAGGAGUCUGACAAGAACUUUGGAAUUCGGGGGCUGAAUGUGAUCGACAGGGUAAAGACUGCUCUUGAGUUCUGGUGUCCCGGAGUGGUGUCGUGCGCGGACAUAGUGGUCCUGGCCGCCCGGGAUGCGAUCACUAUGGGAGGAGGUCCGACCAUAGAUGUGUUACUAGGCAGGAGGGACAGCCGGUUUGCAAGCAAUGCUCAAGCAGACAGUUCUCUUCCACCGGCAACCAUCACAGUUCCGGCAAUGCUCGACAUGUUCAAGGCGAAAGGCAUCACUCCGGAGGAAGGUGUUGCUCUCAUAGGUGCUCAUACAAUCGGAGUGUCACACUGCGUGAGCUUCGUGAAUCGCUUAUAUCCCAGUAGGGACUCGGCAAUGGGAUUGGUGUACGCUGGAAGGUUGGGCUUGAGCUGCCCGACUGGAAACCCCGUACUCAUCAACAACUUAACCGUGGUAGCCAACGAUAACACCAAUCUCAUCUUCGACAACCAGUACUUCCGGGACGUGAGCAGCGGAAUGGGGCUGCUGACGAUCGACGCGGAGCUGGGAGUGCAUCCAGCGACGUCCGGGAUUGUCGCCCUCUACGCCCAGAACCAAAAGGCCUUCUUCGACGCUUUCACCGCGGGGUUCCUCAAGCUCACGUCUCACACGGUGCUCACCGGCGACAGUGGCGAGAUACGACGAAGCUGUGGAUCUCUCAACUGAUGGGAGUGAUGAUUUUCAGGCUCGCCAAGGCUUCCAUGAGCUCGAUCGAUCGACCCAAGAGAGGCUCGCUGGUGUGUGAGAUAAAUAACCUUAGGAAAAGGCUUCACGGAGGAGUUAAGAUUUUUGGUAUGAGCAAAGACAUCGUUGCUCAAGGAGUGGACAAGUGUGAUUUUUGUGAGACCCUUUUCUCACAUUGAUAGCUCAUUGAAUAGACAAAGUGACAGUC